AUGGCUCAACCCAAGAUCCUCAUCGUUGGCGAGAUUGUCUGGGCAGGGGAGGACGUCCAGCAGCUUCUAGCGCCCGUCUCCCAAGUUAUCACAUAUAACUCGCAAGACCGCAAGGACUUUUUAGAGGGCUUCAACCAAGGCGGCAAGUAUGAUGGCGUCGUCGGCAUCUUCAGAGACAACACAUCGGCCGACCACAUUGGGUUCUUCGAUAAGGAGCUCAUAGAUGGCUUUCCUUCGUCCGUCAAGUGGAUUGCCCAUAAUGGCGCGGGCUACGACCAAAUCGAUGUUCAUGCGUGCAAAGCGAAGGGCAUCACUGUGUCGAACACACCGGGGGCAGUAGACGAUGCUAGUGCCACCACAGCGCUCUACCUCCUCAUCUCCACUCUCCGCCAGUACUCCAUAAGCGAGCGCUCUCUCCGCGAGGGUAAUUGGAAGCCCAAAGGACUGAACAAGAUCAGCCACGACCUCACGGGGCGGACGCUCGCUAUUCUUGGUCUGGGUGGAAUCGGUAUGCGCUUGGCAGAACUCGCCCAUGCCUUCCCCAUGCGGAUCAUCUACCACUCGAGAAAUAAAGUUGCAGGGGCCCCCGGGUGGUGUGAGUAUUACCCCGACGUCGAGAAGCUGUUGGCCGAAGCGGACGUGUUGAGUGUACAUGUCCCACUUCGGUCAGAAACUGUGGGGCUGGUUGGCGAGAAAUGGAUACGGCUGCUCAAGCGGGGGUCAAUCAUCAUAAACACCGCACGCGGUAAAGUUAUCGACGAGGACGCCAUGAUCAGGGCUCUCGAGGAUGGGCAUCUCGCUUCAGUUGGGCUAGAUGUGUUCCCGAAUGAACCGGAGGUCAAUCCGCGGCUACUCGAGUUCCCCAACAUCACCCUCCUUCCGCAUAUGGGCACCGAGAAUCAAGAUACCCAGCGCAAGAUGGAGGUUCGAGCGCUAACCAACCUGCGAGACUUCCUUGUUGCGGGGAAAGGAAAGGACAUUGUACCCGAGUUGAAGUAA
Mycena indigotica is the source of this 999-nucleotide messenger RNA. RefSeq names its product 2-hydroxyacid dehydrogenase. NCBI's taxonomy places the organism in Eukaryota, Fungi, Basidiomycota, Agaricomycetes, Agaricales, Mycenaceae. The record is from RefSeq and is a predicted model, not a curated record. Bases 1 to 999 code for a protein of 332 amino acids. Gene Ontology annotation, molecular function: glyoxylate reductase (NADPH) activity; NAD binding; hydroxypyruvate reductase [NAD(P)H] activity. Gene Ontology annotation, cellular component: cytosol. The transcript has 5 exons.